AUGAAGAAACUUUGGUGGAUUGACUGCAUCUUGCUAUUUUCGCUAGUCCAAUGUGAAAAAUUCCAAAGACGUGACCAUUCUCUCGUUCCGCCGUAUACUGUCCGCCUUACCUCUGAACAACGUGGCGCGGUGGCAGGUGUAUCCAAUGUUUAUCCCCUCUACUCCCGUGACUGGGAAAUCAUAAUUGAUUUUAAGGUUUCUGGAUCCACAGGAAGCUUAUUCGGGGACGGCUUUGCAUUUUGGUACACUGCUAAUCCCAUUAAGCCAGGUCCGGCUCUGGGUGCAGAGACGACUUUUCGAGGCCUGGGCAUCUUCUACGACACAUAUAGCAAUCAUAACGGUGAGCAUGGUCACGAGCAUCCCUACGUAAGUGCGAUGGUGAACAAUGGAUCCGUGGCUUAUGAUCAUGAUCAUGAUGGGACUCAGACUCAACUGGCUGGAUGUCAUGCUCCCUUUCGAAAUAAGAACCACAAAACCAAAACGCGCAUCCAAUAUUCCAAAGAUACUCUCAGUGUUGCCAUGGAUAUUGAUAAUCAAAACAAGUGGACAACGUGCUUUGAAGUUAGUGGUGUGCAUCUGCCGACCGGCUACUAUCUCGGUGUCUCCGCUGCUACCGGUGACUUGACAGAUAUCCAUGAAAUUCUAUCCCUGAAAACUUACGACUUAGGCCUCGCGUAUACCGACGAAGAACUGCUUGAGGAUAGAAGCGCCAUCGAGCCUUCGGCCGAAUCUGCAGAACCGCCAAGACCGCGUGUUGAAGAUGUUCCGCAAAGCUCAAUAUGGAGCACCCUCUUCUAUGUUUUCGCUGGUUUCUUUCUUCUUUGCUUCUGCUUCCUUGCACGCAUGUACUACGUGAACAAUCAACGACGUAAGAAGCGACUAUUUUAA
This is a messenger RNA of Hydatigera taeniaeformis, 888 nucleotides long. The record is from the annotation of a GenBank genome assembly. Lineage: Eukaryota; Metazoa; Platyhelminthes; Cestoda; Cyclophyllidea; Taeniidae.